Messenger RNA from Prunus persica (peach), 408 nucleotides. RefSeq lists its product as uncharacterized. The coding region runs from base 1 to 408 and encodes 135 amino acids. The record is from RefSeq and is a predicted model, not a curated record. Lineage: Eukaryota; Viridiplantae; Streptophyta; Magnoliopsida; Rosales; Rosaceae. The transcript has a single exon.
AUGGUCGACCGAAUCCAUGCAGAUGAGGGCAGUGCAGCCAACAUCCUACAAUUAGCAGUCAUCCAACAGAUAGGCUUAGAGACAAAGAUCAAUAAAUCAGCCAGGUCGCUGACUGGCUUCAAUGGCACAACAACGGUUACCGUGGGCACAACAGAUCUCAAUGUUUACUCCCCACCUGUAAUCAACUCGCAAACAUUCAUGGUCAUUGAUGAAGUCUCACCCUACAAUGGCAUUCUAGGCAGACCAUGGAUCGGAAAAAUCAACGCCAUCACCUCUACCACACACCAAAAGAUCUGCUACCCAAUCCUUGGGGGCGAUAUCGACCAGAUCAACAGCAAUCAGGCAAUAGCGAGGAAAUGCUCAGCUCAAGGGCUAAGAAAGGCAAGCAAACACAAUUCCUCCCUAUGA